Molecule: messenger RNA, 1944 nt
Organism: Helianthus annuus (common sunflower)
Lineage: Eukaryota; Viridiplantae; Streptophyta; Magnoliopsida; Asterales; Asteraceae
Product: U3 snoRNP-associated protein-like EMB2271
Exons: 7
Coding region: 112-1644 (510 amino acids)
Cellular component (GO): small-subunit processome
Molecular function (GO): snoRNA binding; protein binding
Source: RefSeq, a predicted model, not a curated record
GUUCAUGCUUCAUUCUCCCUCUUGAGGCUAUAACAAUAAACCCUAAUUUAACCCCUUAAACCCUAAUUCCCAAUCUUCACUUCUGCUUCAAAACAUCUGUAACCGUUAAUCAUGAUGAAUCGCAAGAAGUUCAAGAACAAGCAAACACAAAACAGCCACAAAAGCAAGCGGUUGAAAUCCGAAAAACCAGAUCCGUUCUUCACCGGCGAUUCAAACCGCCGGAAAAAGUUCGAAGACGAUGACGUCAGCAUCAACAGCAGCGAUUCGGAGGAGUAUGACGACGGACAUGUGGCGGCGGCGGAGAACGGAGGUGAAUCGGAGGAGGAGACGGCGGGGGAGACGCGGAAGCGAGUGGCGGAGGCGUAUUUGGAGAAGAUGAGAGCGGUUUCGAGGAGAGAGGAGGAGGACGGUGAGGAAGUUGAUGAACGAGGAGGUAGAGAGGACGGAGAUAGGGAUUCUAUGGUUGCUAAGUUGUUGCAGGCGAAACAGCUUGAAGAUAGUGGACGUAUUCGUAAAUUGAUUGCUUCUAGGGUUCAAAAACCAAAAACAACAGAAGGAUUUCGAUUUCAAGUGAAACACCGGCAAUCUGUGACUGCUGUGGCUUUAUCAGAAGACGAUUCUAAGGGAUUCUCAGCGUCGAAAGAUGGUUAUAUCGUUCAGUGGGAUGUUGAUACUGGGAAAACAGAAACAUAUGUUUGGCCUAGUGAAGAAGUGUUAAAGUCUCACGGUGCAAAAGAUCCACAGGGUCGAGUUAAAAAGCGUAGUAAACAUGUUUUAGCUCUUGCUGUAAGCUCUGAUGGAAGGUAUUUAGCAAGUGGUGGUUUUGAUCGGCAUAUUCAUUUAUGGGAUACACGCACACGGGAGCAUAUUCAGGCUUUUCCAGGUCAUAAAGGGCCCGUUUCAUGCUUGACUUUCAGGCAAGGGACUUCGGAAUUAUUCUCUGGUUCAUACGAUCGAACAAUCAAAAUAUGGAAUGCAGAAGACAGAUCGUACAUAACCACAUUAUUUGGUCAUCAAAGUGAUGUUCUAACUAUCGAUUGUUUGAGAAAAGAACGUGUGCUAACCGUUGGUCGUGAUCGGACCAUGCAUCUAUGGAAGGUUCCUGAGGAGUCACAGCUAGUCUUUCGGGCUCCUGCAUCAUCAUUAGAGUGCUGCUGUUUUAUUAACAAUGAUGAAUUUUUAUCAGGCUCAGAUGACGGUAGUAUUGAGCAUUGGAGUGUAUUGAAAAAGAAACCCGUUCAUAUUGUGAAAAACGCGCACCCUUCAUCAACUCCAAACGCACUGGAUGUUAAACAAAAUGGUGAUUUAUCAAAUGGUAGUAAAGAUGAUUUAGAUCAUGUUCAUGAAAAGCUGGGUCAGUCUGCUUGUUCGUGGGUUAGUUCUGUUGCUGUAUGUAGAGGCAGUGAUCUUGCAGCAUCAGGAGCUGGUAACGGUGUCGUUCGUCUGUGGGAAAUAGAAAAUGAUGGUAAAGGCGUUCAUCCACUUUUUGAGCUGCCAUUGGUUGGAUACGUAAAUUCUUUGGCAUUUGCCAAAUCCGGGAAGUUUUUGGUUGCUGGAGUCGGCAAGGAACCCCGUUUAGGACGAUGGGGGGCUAUUCCGACUGCUCGACAUGGUGUUGCAGUGCACUCUUUGCAGCUCUCGUGAUCCAAUAACCCUACCGGGCUAACCCGGUUAACUCACACAAGACCUGAGAUCAAGUUACGAAGAGUGCUCUAGCAGACAUAAAAAUUAAACAUCUGUUAAAAAAUACCUGGUCUAUGUCUUAAGUUGGGACCUUAUUGGGAUUUUGCUACAUUUUUUUUUUGUUGUGUUGUAUUAGUUAUAAAUCAAUUUUGGUUACAGUUUUGUUCAAUAUUAGUCUGGAUUCUGGAAUUCAAGACCUUCAAAUUCGAUUGUUGGUAACCGCGGUUCAAAAAAGAAAAUGGAGAAAAAAAUAUUCUUUCA